CCCACAAGGCGGCAUUCCAGUUUGGGCGCAUUCAGGAUCAUUUUCUUUUCCUCCCCUGACUUAUUGCCUCUUUGAAGUUGCACUGUUAACAGGGACUUUUGGUCAACAAAUCCCUGAUAGAUGAACACACAAGCAUAUCUAGUUAAUUCUGAUCAUUGACAAUAUGCCCAGACGGCCUUGCGGCCCGCACGACCGCCGCCUGCUGCGUCAUCGCUGUCGGCCCUGCAUACAGCUUCAUAUCAAAUUGCAGUGUGAUGAACUAGAAAGCCAUGGGCCCGUUCAGAACUUCAUGCCCUACAAGCCCCCACCAGUAAUGGUCACAACACAGCUAAGAGUAGCGAAUUCCACUUCUCUAGAUGAACAAUACCCUGUACUGGAGAAAUCACUUGAUGCGUACUUCACCUUCGUGGGUCAGCCAUCCGCCGUUACCGCGUGCUUCACGCACCGAGCCCUUAAGACGUUUCUAGUUGAGGGUAGACCAAUUCAUACCGCUGUUUCGGCCAUUGUGAAUGUUUUAGAAUUCCGAAAAUCCCGCCGGGACUUGAUCGGAAACCUGACCAAUUUCCAAGUUUUCAAGCUACGGCAAAGCCUACGUACGCAGCUUUCCAACAUGCUCAAGGUGGAUACGGGCGGCCCCAAGCAGCAGGCUCUCCUCUUUGCGAUGCUCUUGUGUCUUUUCGAACUCCUCACGGAAGAAACUGGUGUCGGGUUUUUCACAAUCAUGGAAGUAAUCACAGAUCAGAUUGCAAGAAAUUUACCAGAAAUUCCUUGUGUAUCAAGCGCCGAUGCCCCGUUGUUGCUGUUCUAUUGCAUGGCCAGCUGCUACAAGGCGCUUAUUCUUGACGAAGCGCCUCCGAUUGGGAAGGUUCAGGACCUUUUUACCCACAACCCUGCUUGUCUGCGUGAGUGUAACGAUGUAGAUCUUCACACUAGACUAUUUUACCAGAUCUGCGACUUUCUGGUGUUAUUGUCCAAAUGCAAUGCCAGGUAUGUCGUACUCAAAUUCACUUGUUUCCAUUUUCAGACUUAGUCGCUUAUGUCUAUGCCUAUGCCAUGUUCAAACAGGGUCGUCAAUCUUUCAGCUCAAGCCAGAUCGUUUUCUUCAAAUCUAGACCUUUCCAAGGAAUUUGCCCCUGCAAUGGUCCUUGAUACUCUUGGUAAAGAUUUGU
This is a messenger RNA of Truncatella angustata, 1169 nucleotides long. RefSeq lists its product as uncharacterized. NCBI's taxonomy places the organism in Eukaryota, Fungi, Ascomycota, Sordariomycetes, Amphisphaeriales, Sporocadaceae. The coding region runs from base 164 to 1030 and encodes 288 amino acids. The transcript has 3 exons. The record is from RefSeq and is a predicted model, not a curated record.